ACGUGCGCAAUGUAGCGGUUCACGCAUUCUUACAUCUUCCUCGUGUGCGAAGAGAUAUCACGUGCAGAAAAUUGAAAAUUAUAGUUCAUUUCUUAUAUGUGAUAAAUCAAAAUACUUUCCAACAUAAAGAUUAUCAUCAUCUAAAUCAUUGAACUAAUAUUAAAAUGGGUUAUUCAACUGAUCAGGACAGUGAUAUUCUAUCUAGUUUAGAAAGUGGAAGUGAUAAACCAAUUACUACCACAGAAGAGAAAAAAUUUAAAUGUACUUAUCCAGAUUGCCAUGCUGCGUAUCCAAGGAUUGGUAAAUUAGAAAGGCAUAUAAGGCUGCAUACUGGAGAGAGACCAUAUGCAUGUACACAUCCAGGAUGUACAAAGUCAUACAGAUCUUCCUGCCAUCUAAAGAGACACAUAAAAUCACACGAUCCUAUUAAAUCAUGUUAUAAAUGUAAUCAUUGUUCAAAAAUAUUUAGUAAUAUUGAUUCUUUAAGAAGUCAUUACAAACAACAACAUGAUCAAAGAAAAAUUUCUUGUAAAGAAUGUGGUGAGAAUUUUAAAAAAAAAUAUCGCUUAGUUAAACAUCAAACUAUACAUUCAGUGCCUACAGUUCCUAUAGGCAUUGAUUGUAUAGAACAAGUUACAAUGUAUAAGACACGUUACAAAUGUGAUAAGUGUCCUAAACGUUUCAUAAAUAAUACUAGACUUAAUCGUCAUAAAAAAACACAUGAAAAAAGUUAUUCCUGUCCAGUUUCUGGAUGCUCAGAAGUAUUUGAUAAAUGGUCACUUUUACGUCAACAUAAGGCAAAACAUAAAACAGAGCAUAAAUGCGACAAAUGUAACAUAGUUCUCCGCACAAAACGCCAAUUAAAAAUUCAUUCUAAAACACAUUCUGAAAAUAGACCGAUUAUAUCAUGUCCAUAUGAGACAUGUUCUAGAACUUAUUUUUACAAAUCUAAUUUAGACCACCAUAUAAGAAUGAAGCAUCUUGACCACAAAUUUUGCUGUGAUAUAUGUUCCGCAGAACUUUCAUCUAAACAGAAGCUAAUAGAACACACAAAACGUCUUCAUGAAUCUAGUGAAAAAGACGACAAAAAACUGAAAAAGAGAAAGAAAAGGAAAGAUAGCGGCAUGCCAAGAAAAAGUAUAAUACGUAAACUAAUAGGACAUAAUUUGCCUCCUGAUAUAAAUGCCGCAUUAUUAGAACGAGAAGCAACGAUGAAUCUUCCAGUAUCAUUUGAUAAAUCAGUAAAAACAAAUGAACAAGUUGAAUCUGUAGAAAACGUGUCAUAAUAACAUAUUUCACAUAUCUCGAUACGUUUCGUUACUUCAAUGACGAGAAUGACGAGAAUGAGAAGCAACUAUAAUUAGAAAACAUUUAUAUCCUAAUAUUGAACAAGACUUUAUAAAUCUUUUUUGA
Molecule: messenger RNA, 1413 nt
Organism: Harpegnathos saltator (Jerdon's jumping ant)
Lineage: Eukaryota; Metazoa; Arthropoda; Insecta; Hymenoptera; Formicidae
Product: zinc finger protein 501-like
Exons: 5
Coding region: 165-1286 (373 amino acids)
Biological process (GO): regulation of transcription by RNA polymerase II
Molecular function (GO): RNA polymerase II cis-regulatory region sequence-specific DNA binding; DNA-binding transcription factor activity
Source: RefSeq, a predicted model, not a curated record